AUGGCUGAUGCUAAAAUACAGUCAAAGCCCAAACGUCUUAACAAAAUUUUAUUUUCACCAACAACUCAUCAAGAUCCAGAUAGCCGGGCAGAGCGAGCGAAAAUGAACCCAGACGAAGGCGUUCGUGGAACACUACUUCUCGACUUUCGAAACCGAGCGGCGUUGGCGAACUUGUACCGGAAGAGCUCCAUGCUGACCUUCGAAGUCCAGAAGAUCCAGAGCUCGCAGAACAUUGUGGCCAAGCUCACCAGCCUCCCCUUCCAGCAGUGCAAGCACGCCGUCACCACCGUCGACGGCAAUCUUCAGCUUGUUGGUGAACAACACGCGCUCAGAUUCAGUCAGAUGUUCCAUCUGAUGCCGACACCACAGGGGAGCUUUUACGUGUUGAAUGACAUUUUUCGCUUGAACUAUGCAUGA
Messenger RNA from Juglans microcarpa x Juglans regia, 417 nucleotides. Its product is annotated as nuclear transport factor 2B-like. Gene Ontology annotation, biological process: nucleocytoplasmic transport. The coding region runs from base 1 to 417 and encodes 138 amino acids. The transcript has 2 exons. Lineage: Eukaryota; Viridiplantae; Streptophyta; Magnoliopsida; Fagales; Juglandaceae. The record is from RefSeq and is a predicted model, not a curated record. Gene Ontology annotation, cellular component: nuclear pore central transport channel.